GCAACAGGACCCACGACACACGGGUAGCAGCUUUCACCUUGCUUUCUCUCUCUCUCUCUCACCAGCAUUCCACAACACGACACACCGCGUCACAAAGAAAGUUAAGCCCUCGACAUUCACACCUGCACGGCUUCAGGAGCAUAAAGAAAGAAGUGGGGAAACCGUCGUCGCUAAAAUACUGCUCUCAUCUCAUCUCGCAUAAAACGAACGGGUGCACUGAUUACAACGCUCAUUCCUUCCACUGCUGGUCCCGUGGAUGGUAUUGACGCUGGCUCCGAGCUAAAUUCAAAGUUUUUUCUGCUUCUUCUUCUAAUCAUCACCUCAUACACUCGGGCAAAUAUUGGAGAAAGCAUUUAAGACUAAAUAGAUUGCAAAAGUUUGAGUUUGACUGCAGAAAAGUAUUAAAAGUUGCGUAACCAACGAUCAUUUAUUUAAUUCAGGAGGGAGUCUAUCGUGCACAUUUUUAAAUCAUGGAUUCGGAGAGAUCUUCCCUUCGAAGUCGUCCAGAUAGCAAAAAAAGGUCGGCUCUCUGGAAUCGUCUCCUCACAAAGCCAGAACAGCUCAGAGAAAUUCUCAGAAUGGGAUAUCACUGCUCAAGUGUCACUCUCAGACAUUACGAUGAAAUCGAGGCUGGACUUUAUCUCGGAGAUAUGAAAACUGCCAAAAGCCUCAUGCAUUUGGAGAAACUGGGUGUCACUCAUAUAAUCAAUGCAGCCUACACGCCGUCUCCUUACACGGAUCGAGAGCUGUCUCAAGAGUACUAUGAGUACAGGAACUUUGACUGCUACUUCUUCGGCAUUGCGGCCCUAGACUUUCCAAGCUUCAAGAUUGGACUCUACUUUGAAGAAACUACAAAUUUCAUUCAUGACGCUUUAAAAAACGGGGGCAAGAUUUUAAUUCAUUGUCAAGUCGGUGUGUCACGCUCUGCAACGAUCGUCCUUGCUUAUUUGAUGAUGAAAAGGAAAAUGUCAGCCAUUGAAGCGGUCGCAUAUGUUGGAGCAAUCAGGCCAAUUUAUCCGAACAUGGGAUUUCUGGAACAAAUCUGCGAAUUGGAAUACAGGCUGAAAAAUCCGAGAAAUGUUCUUGUCCGGAGCUUGUCGACUAUGUCACGACGAACUUUCAGCAAGGUCUUCAGGAGGAAUAAGAAAUGAUUACUGGUUGUAAAACUCAGUAACAAAUUCCGAUCCGAUUAUUAUGAAACUGUAAAAGUUGUUGUACUAUAACUAUGAACCAAUAUCCCAUCAAUCAAUCAAACAAUCAUGAUAAAUAAUUGUGGAAUUUUAGAUUUGAGAUCUAUUACAACAGUUGAAUAUAUGUAGAGAUAAAUACAUACAUAGUUUAUUUAUUAUCAAUGCAGGCAUUUGUAAUAAAUGGCCGUAAUAUUUGUAUAGUAUAACAAAAUACUCAAAAAGAUAUAUAACGUGAGUUUUGUAAAACUGUAACCAAUUUAUGAACACAAAAGAGGUUUGUUGCUAGCAUAGUUUCUAUUUUACUAAGAGUAAACUAACAUUUAACAAGCGGAAUGUAGUACCUGUAUUUUUU
Folsomia candida is the source of this 1542-nucleotide messenger RNA. Its product is annotated as dual specificity protein phosphatase 13. NCBI's taxonomy places the organism in Eukaryota, Metazoa, Arthropoda, Collembola, Entomobryomorpha, Isotomidae. Gene Ontology annotation, molecular function: MAP kinase phosphatase activity; protein tyrosine/serine/threonine phosphatase activity. The transcript is spliced from 5 exons. Gene Ontology annotation, cellular component: cytoplasm. Gene Ontology annotation, biological process: protein dephosphorylation; negative regulation of MAPK cascade. The record is from RefSeq and is a predicted model, not a curated record. The coding region runs from base 471 to 1151 and encodes 226 amino acids.